GCGGUCAAGGUGGACAGUGUGGUCACCAUGGACCUAGAGACGUCCUCGGCGGCUCAGGGGUUCCUCUCGUUGCCGGAGCUCAGCGAUUCCCCGCAGGCGGUCAAGGUGGACAGUGUGGUCACCAUGGACCUAGAGACGUCCUCGGCGGCUCAGGGGUCCCUCUCGUUGCCGGAGCUCAGCGAUUCCCCGCAGGCGGUCAAGGUGGACAGUGUGGUCACCAUGGACCUAGAGACGUCCUCGGCGGCUCAGGGGUCCCUCUCGUUGCCGGAGCUCAGCGAUUCCCCGCAGGACACGUGGAGCUCUUGGAUUUGGAACCUGGUGUCCCUCACGCAGAAGGAGCAGGUGGCGCUGCGUAAGGGCCCCGGGCGGAUCCCUGGCCUGGACGACAGCAAGUGGGACAGGCUCGCACGGCUACAAUGGACCAGCGCAGCAACCCCGCUGGAAGUUCUUCCCACGUUUUCAUGA
Molecule: messenger RNA, 465 nt
Organism: Effrenium voratum
Lineage: Eukaryota; Dinophyceae; Suessiales; Symbiodiniaceae
Source: the annotation of a GenBank genome assembly